GCAACAACAACAAACGGAAUCGACCCACCCCACUGCACCACGCUGGGCUGCUGCUUUCGCUUGCCUCGCUCAGCCCAACCUCGACUCCUCCUCCACUUCAUCGACUUCCUCUGUUCAUCCCGCCCUUCUUUGAUCGGCGACUGACAUCAUCUCCACCCCUACACGUCUCAAUCUCUCUUAGCCUUCUUCGCAUAUUCCAUCCCCCCAUCGUCGCUCAUCAAAGCCUUGCGCAUUCCAACCGAAAUCACACCACGCACCAAAAAAGAAACAGGGCACUUCGACAAUCGUCGCGAAUCUCUGCAUUGGCCAGCAUUGCCACCAUCUUUUACAGACCAUGACGCGCCGUUCUGCACGAUUAGCAAGCCUGUCCCAGGCGCCAGAGUCUCCCGUCAAAGAAUCUUCAUCCAGAUCGACGUCUACCCUUCAGUCCGUCUCCGAAACCCAGAGCGCCGAGCCAGAAACCCUCCCCGCGCCUCGACGCCGCAAGAGUCACGCCGCAGCCUCGUCACCAAUGCGCGUCCCAAGGACCCCGGGCAAGUCAUCGCCCGUCAAGUUGCCCAUGUCCGAGAUGCAUCCCAGCAAAGUUCAUCCGACCAUGGCUCACGCCCCUUCGUCUGGCUUGCGCUUGGGGUUUACUGACAUCAAGCCAACCACCAACCGUGACGAUGACCUCCCCCCCAUCGCCCAGUCCACUCCCACAAAAAUCUCGGUCCCCCAGUCCGACUUCACCUUCCGCCGUGUCGCCCAAUCAGCAGCCGGCAUAGCCCUCAGUACGCAAGCCCAGAGCAUGAUGGAGGACAUCCGCAAGGAAGCCGAGAAGUACAAAGACGAGAUCCGCCAGCGCGAAGCCGAAAGGGAAAAGGAGGAACAGGCCAACCGCAAGAUCGCAAAGGCUACCGGCAAAGCAAGUCGCUUCAGCGAAGUUCACAUGGCUCAGUUCAAGAAGAUGGACUCGAUCGAGAACCACCCCUCCGUCCUCCGGGCUCAAAAGGGCCGCGUUCCCGAUCCUCUCAAGAAGGGCGUCAAGCGAUCUCAGUCCAAGGCAAAUCUCGACGACAUCGACCCAAGCCGUCGCUCCAAGGAGCCCACGCCGACAUCUUCUACCGCCAAGGCCAAGGAUGAGGACGAGGAGGGCCGAUCGCCCGCGAAGCGUCUUCGUCAAAACAAGGAGGACGACGUCUCCAAGGGUCGUGCCAUCAUCCACGAUGCCGCCAGCUCCAUUCCCAAGCCUAAGCCCGCUUCUACUGCGACUGCUUCGACCAUUCCUCGACCCAAGUCUGUCCGCCAAUCCAUUAUGAGCCCCACAAGAUCCUCGCUUGCCCGGUCAACAGGCGCAAGAACCCCGGUACGACAGUCGCUGUUCAAGUCCCCCGCUAAAUCGAUCCAGAGUGCGCUGCCUCGACCUACCACUGCAAGCAAACUUCCCACCCUCAAGGAGGAACCUGUCAAGAAUACCGCGAAGCCAUCCGAGCACCAACCCAAAAAGCCUUUGGAGAAGCAGGCUGAGAAGCAGGCCAGCAAGGAGAUCAAGCAACAAAUCGACACGGAGAUGGAGACGCUCAACGAAAAGGAAGCCCAGACACCCCAGCAGACACCCCGGGCUGAUGUCAAGACUCCCACGAGCCGAAUUGCUAGCGCCAAGUCGAUUCUGCGGAGCAUCACGGCUAGCACCAUGACAAAGAUCCCUCUGCCCGCCUCUUUUGGUUCCAAAACACCCACGUCCAAAACCCCGACUGCGUCGCGUACAGAGGAGACCGCUACCUCCGCUCAUCUGACUACACCAGGCGGGAGCCUGGCCAAGCACGUGGCAUUCACUCCUGAGACGCAGCGCGCCACUGUCGCUCAAGCGCUAAAAUCCCCCUCUCCCGUCAAGCAGGCUCUUUCCAAGUCCCAGCCCCGCAAGGCACCUGGCCAAGUCUAUUACCCUUCUUUGGACGCCAUUCUGCGCGAGGAACAACUCGACCGGGGCCUUCUCUACCCCGAUGUUACCGAGGAGGCCAAAGCCCGCUCGGUUCAGGAGCCUUCUGCUGUGAAGCAGUUCAAGGCUGACUCCACAACAGUCGAGGCAUCGUCGGCUUCGGACUCCUUCUCGUUCCGCAGUGAACGCACCCUCAACUUUGACAGCGUGCCCCGCCCAUCUUUCGGUGCCUCCCCGGGGCAAUCGACCGUUCGCCCUGUUCGCCCAUCUCUCCUCCCGACUGUGACCGAGUCUAGCAUGCCCGGUAGCUUCCCCGACCCAGAGGAGGUGAUGUCACCCGUGGUAUUGUCCCACAACAAGGAAAAUGAGGCCCCAGCGGACCCAUCGCCCAUCUACCUCGCUCUGCCACACGGUCUCGCCACCAAGAAACGCAACCGUGUCAGCACCGAUGAAGAAGAACUGGAGAUGGCCGAGCGCGCUUCGAAGAGACAAAAGCAGGAACCGGUACCGGAAGGCGACGCGCUUCUUGCCCCAAGACUGGUUGGGGCCAACGCUGGUGCCAAGAAGCCGGCUGCAGCGCCGGUCAAGACGAACGGCUCCAGGAAGAGCAUUGCACCCGUGAGCCCUCGUAAGAAUCUCGACGCUAGGAAGAGUCUUGCUGCUGGCGCCCGGAAGACGGCCACUGCUUCGGCAACUACUGCCAGCAAAGAGAAAGACUCACACAGAAGUCCGGUCAAGAAGGCGGCAGCUAAGAUCAGUCUUAGUAGGUUGGAACAGCUCGCCAGGCCAAAGAACCGUAAGUAAGGGACAGACCGGCGCAUGCCUUUCGACUGAGAGGCUUGACUAUUGCUGCCUUGGGUUGGCAUCAGCACUGCGAGUUACGGCUCGAUUAAAUCGUUGUUGCUACGACUGGUACUAUCACUGAUUUCCCAAUUCCCACUUGGAUUCUUACAUACGGUUGGGUUGGCAGUCUGUAUCGAUUUUCUUACUUUGUACUCAUGGGUUUUGACCCUUUGCUCUCUCUCAUGGUUGCUUCGGCCUACGUCCAGUGGAGAGCCCGCAUGACUAUGUUAUGUAUCUGUUUAGCUAGCCGUGGUGCUGGUCUUAUUUUCACAUUGCUCUAUCUGUCAUUCUAGAGGGAGAAAGGGCGUUGGCUGGUAAUGGAGUUGAUGUGUAUAUGGACAUGGUUACAAGUGGGAGAAGGCUUUUAUAUUUUGCCGGUUCUUUCCUUGUGUGGCUGUUUUCUCUAGCGAGUCUUGCUGGAGUGUGGAUAUAGGUUCCAGUUGAGGAUCACCCCAGCCGGCUUGAAAUAUUGUACUUUCCAUUACCCUUG
This is a messenger RNA of Neurospora crassa OR74A, 3251 nucleotides long. RefSeq lists its product as hypothetical. The record is from RefSeq and is a predicted model, not a curated record. The transcript has 2 exons. NCBI's taxonomy places the organism in Eukaryota, Fungi, Ascomycota, Sordariomycetes, Sordariales, Sordariaceae. The coding region runs from base 335 to 2722 and encodes 795 amino acids.